CGGGACUCGAUCCCACACACCGCCCGCCGCCGCCGCCGCGCCGACCCGCAGCCCAGCCGAGCCCAGCCCGGAGGGGAGCGAGCCAUGCCGGCGGCGGCGCAGCGCGGGCUGUGGCCCGAGGCGCAGGACACCUGCACGUCGCUGGGCCUGAUGCUGACCGUCGUGCUGUCCGUGGCGCUGGCCCGCGGGCUCCUCCGGCGGCACGUGCACGGGCCCGCGGCCCACGCCUUCGUCCUGGAGGGGCUGGCCACCUUCCAGCUCUGCUUCUGCACCCACGAGCUGCAGCUGAUGGGCGAGCAGGAGCCGGGCCACCCCACCUGGCCGCUGACGCUCACCUACUUCUUCUCGCUGGUGCACGGCCUGACGCUGGCGGGCACGUCCAGCAACCCGUGCGGGGUGAUGAUGCAGAUGCUGCUGGGGGAGAUGGCCCCCGAGGCCGGCGCGGCGCGGCUGCUGGCGCAGCUGGUCGCCGCCCUGGGCAGCAGGUACUGCGUCGGCGCCCUGUGGGGCCUGGGGCUGACCGGGUACCACGUCGGGGAGAGGAGCCUCGCCUGCAGGAACCCCAUCCACGUCGACUUGCCCAAAGCCGUCGUCGUCGAGGCCAUCUGCUCCUUUAUCUUCCACAGCGUCCUGCUGCACUGCCAGGAGGUCCGAGCCAAGCUCCGCAUCCACAUGCUGGCGGCACUCAUCACCUUUCUGGUCUAUGCAGGAGGAAGUCUAACAGGAGCUAUAUUUAAUCCAGCUUUGGCACUUUCACUACAUUUCAAGUGUUUUGAUGAAGCAUUCCUUCAAUUUUUUAUAGUAUAUUGGCUGGCUCCUUCUUUAGGUAUAUUGUUGAUGAUUUUGACAUUCAGCUUGUUUCUUCCAUGGCUGUAUAACAACCAUACACCUAAUAAGAAGGAAUAAUCUGUUCCAAAAGACUCAGACUAAGUCACAAGACAGUCCAGUUGGACGUGACAAAGACUUUGUCUCCUCAGAUUCAGCACACUGGCUGCCCUGGACUCAUCAAUGGCAUUUCCUUUGAGGAAGCUGCCUUAGUUUUCAUCACUGGGACUUAAAAAUUACAAUGAAAAGGAGGCAUCUGUAUUUCUGUUAAGACUUGUUUUUUUGAGUGUGAAUUAAAUGCUUCUAGCUGAGACUUGCUACAUUAACUAUAAA
Messenger RNA from Pipistrellus kuhlii (Kuhl's pipistrelle), 1158 nucleotides. RefSeq names its product aquaporin 11 (gene AQP11). Gene Ontology annotation, cellular component: cytoplasm. The record is from RefSeq and is a predicted model, not a curated record. Gene Ontology annotation, molecular function: channel activity. NCBI's taxonomy places the organism in Eukaryota, Metazoa, Chordata, Mammalia, Chiroptera, Vespertilionidae. The transcript has 3 exons. The coding region runs from base 85 to 906 and encodes 273 amino acids.